This is a messenger RNA of Penicillium verhagenii, 1428 nucleotides long. Its product is annotated as damage-control phosphatase ARMT1 family protein. Gene Ontology annotation, biological process: DNA damage response. The record is from RefSeq and is a predicted model, not a curated record. The transcript is spliced from 6 exons. NCBI's taxonomy places the organism in Eukaryota, Fungi, Ascomycota, Eurotiomycetes, Eurotiales, Aspergillaceae. Gene Ontology annotation, molecular function: phosphatase activity. Gene Ontology annotation, cellular component: nucleus; cytoplasm. Bases 1 to 1428 code for a protein of 475 amino acids.
AUGGAAUUCGACCCAGAUACUCCUCAAUACCUCACAUCGGACCAGUCGAGCUUUGCCUCGACCUCGGCCAACGAGCGAUGGCCCGUUAUCAUUACUGGUGCUAUCGAUGAUCUCCACCGAAGUGUUAUUACUGCCAAUAACGAGGAGAAGGAGAAUGAGGGAAAGGCCAUUAUUGCCAACCUUGCCAAACUGAAAUAUGAGUUACAGCACAACCGCCAAUUAACACCCAUUGAGGAUGAUGGCCAUCCGGAUAUCGCCUCUUAUAACGAGGAGUUGGAGCAACGUGGAAACCCGGUCUGGCAUGAUGUGCCUUGGCUUUACUCCGAAUGCUACCUGUACCGCCGCAUUGAGAGUUUCUUCGCAUUAUCUAAGCACUGGAAGGGAUACGAUGUGUUCGCCCGCCAGAAGAUGUCGACUUUCAAGUCAUCUCGCCCUGCGGUUCUUGAACUCGCUGCCCGCUACCGCGAGCUGGCCGAAGAAGCCAAGAGCGGCAAGGGAUCAGAGGGCAAAUCUGCCGAGGAGAUUGAGGCAGCUGAGAAGCUCCUUUUCUCGGAGAUGUGCGAGAUCUGCCUGUGGGGCAAUGCCACUGAUCUAUCCCUCCUGACUUCCCUCACCUAUGAGGAUAUCCAGAAGCUGCAGGGCUCCGAGGCCCGAAAAGCCUCGCAGAGCAACAUUCUUGUUAACGACCUCGAUGCCGCCUUUGCAGUCAUGCAGAAGGCACGUAAAGAAAAGAAGGAUGGCGAGCGCCGUGUCGAUAUCGUCCUCGAUAACUCUGGCUUCGAGCUGUUCGUUGACCUGAUUUUGGCUGGAUAUUUGCUUUCCACCGGACUGGCAACCACCAUCGUUCUCCACCCCAAGCGCCUUCCCUGGUUUGUGUCCGAUGUCACACCAAAGGAUUUCAUGGACCUUCUCAACUGCAUGGUCGACCCCCAGGCUUUCUACACUGCCGCAGAUGACUCGGGCAAGACCUUCCCUGAGCUCUCCGAGAAGGAGGUCUCCGACGUCCAGUUCCUCUUCGAACAAUGGAGCGGUUUCCACCAGGAAGGUAAAUUGAUCAUGCGCCCUCACGCAUUCUGGACUACCCAAGGCGGCUACUGGCGUCUACCCCAAGUGGCCCCUGAGCUGUUCGAUGAUUUGAAGGAGAGCGAGUUGGUCCUUUUCAAGGGUGACUUGAACUACCGCAAACUGACCAACGAUGCUCAAUGGGACCCCACAACCCCCUUCACAACAGCCAUCGGCCCCAUGGGCCCCAAAUCGGGUAUCCGUGUUCUUGCAUUCCGCACUUGCAAAGCCGAUACUGUCGUUGGCCUCCCAGCCGGUGUAGACGAGAAGCUCCGCCAACAGCCUGGUGGAGGUGAUGAAAAGGUUCGCAAGUGGGCCUGGAGCGGUAAAUGGGCCGUCGUGUCCUUCUCCGACGGCAAGGCCUAA